CAGACCGUCUCUCUCUCCUCACAAUCAAUCACAGAAGACAGAGAAAUGUCGUCGGAGAAGACGAAGACGAAAGGAAGCAUAGUAAUGUUCCCUUUCAUGGCACAAGGUCACAUAAUCCCAUUUCUAGCCUUAGCUUUUCAAAUCGAGAAACGAGGCUAUAAUAUCAUCUUCAUCACCACUCCACUCAACAUCAAAAACCUCAAACCCUUAAUUCCCCCUUCUUCAACUCUUCGUCUUCUCCCGAUCCCCUUUGAUCCAACUUCUCACGGCCUCCCACCAACAGCAGAAAACACAGACACUCUCCCUUACCCAUUAAUCAUCCGUCUCCUCCAAGCAUCUCUAUCAUUCAAACAACCUUUUCGAAAUAUCCUUUCUAAUCUCAUAGAUAGAGAUGAAUCGCCGUUAUGUGUUAUCGCUGAUAUAUUCUUUGGUUGGUCUGCUCAAAUUUCAUCUGAAUUGGGAAUCUUUAAUGUUAUUUUCAGUGGUGCAGGUGGGUUUGGUUUGGGUUGUUAUUAUUCAGUCUGGCUUAAUCUUCCCCAUCGUGAAAGUAACUCUUUGCAGGAAUUCUCACUUCCUGAUUUCCCUGAAGCUGGGACUUUUCAUGUUACUCAGCUUGCUGCUAGCUUCCUUGCUGCUGAUGGGAAAGACGAUUGGUCGAUUUUUCAACGAGAGAAUCUUCCUGGGUGGAGGAAUUCAGAUGGGAUUUUGUUCAAUUCUGUGGAUAUGAUUGAUGAAAAAGGUUUUCUUUACUUCAAACGUAAACUGGGUAUUCCGGUAUGGCCAAUUGGACCGAUUCUUCUCUCUGGAGAUAAUGGAAAGAAACAGGUAGGUGUCUCCCGGGAGAUUUGUGUUCAAUGGAUGGAUUCAAAACCAGUGAAUUCAGUUCUGUUUAUUGCAUUUGGUUCACAAAACACGAUUACAGCAACUCAGAUGAUGAGAUUAGCGAAUGCAAUUGAGCGAAUUGAGGAAUUGAAUUUCAUUUGGGUUGUUCGUCCUCCUCUAGGAUUUGACAUAAACUCUGAAUUCAAACCGGAUGAGUGGCUGCCUGAGGGGUUUAUGAACCGUUUAUGUAAUGAUCAAAACAGGGGAUUGAUUGCGGUUCAAUGGGCGCCUCAGAUGGAGAUAUUAUCGCAUAAUUCAGUUGGUGGAUUUAUUACGCAUUGUGGAUGGAACUCGGUAUUGGAGGCAUUAAGCUGUGGGGUGCCUUUGAUUGGAUGGCCGAUGGCGGCGGAGCAAUUCUUUAAUGCGAAAUUUUUGGAGGAGGAAAUGGGAGUUUGUGUGGAGGUUGCUAGGGGGACGAAUUUUGAAGUAAGGGUAGAGGAUAUUGAAAGGAAGAUUGGGAAGGUUAUGAAAGAGGGGAGUGAGAUUGGGAUGGAAAUGAGGAGGAAAGCUGGUGAAGUUGGGAGUUUGAUUAAAGAUGCCAUUAGAGAUGAUGGGAGUUUUAAGGGUUCUUCUGUUAGAGCUAUGGAUCAGUUUUUGGAAGCUGCUAGGUUGAAGACGAAGAAGAGCAGUUGUUCUACUAAGUAGGGAUUUGUAAGGAUAUUUUUUACUAAAUUGUACUCUUAAAUAAGAGAAUUGUAAUUUAAUAUUACAAAAUUUGAAAAAUGAAAUAAGUACAAGUUUAAUUUUAAAAAGUAAAAUUAUAU
Molecule: messenger RNA, 1646 nt
Organism: Impatiens glandulifera
Lineage: Eukaryota; Viridiplantae; Streptophyta; Magnoliopsida; Ericales; Balsaminaceae
Product: UDP-glycosyltransferase 92A1-like
Exons: 1
Coding region: 46-1527 (493 amino acids)
Molecular function (GO): UDP-glycosyltransferase activity
Source: RefSeq, a predicted model, not a curated record